UAGACUUUUAAUUAUAAUCCAACGAGUGUGGUAUUGACGAAUUAGAGUGUCAUUACUCGCAACUCUGCUAGAAAGGGCGAUAAUGGAUUUGGAAAAGUCUUAUGGCAAUAUCAGCGUUUUUGGUGUGUUGUGGUGCACACUUCUAUUACUCUGUGUAUACCCAUGCGCGCACGCACACAUACACAUAGACACACAUGCAUAUUUUCAUUGAUUGUUGUUUCAUUGAUUGUUUUUUUUUUCUUUUUUUACCUUCUUUUCUUCCAGAUGCACCCUUCUAUAAUUAAAAAAGACAACAAGCUGAAGCACACAACCGUGUCUCCAUCUGUGUUUGGGUGUCCUCUCUGCCCCGUAUACACCACUAAAAAUGAAAGUGUCAUCCAGAAGCACUUGCUGAAUCAUGUGUUAAACGCAGUGCAUUUCAAUGAAAUGAUCAUCUGCAGAUGCAACCUGCGCUGCAGAGAUGGAGGCCAUUUUCACUGUCCAUUUUGCGGAACUACAAUAAUCCGGAAAGACUCAAUUAUAAUGCACCUUAUAGAGUGCAAAAAUAAAUAUGAUGCGGCCCAACUCACACUGGCUCCACCUUCCCAACUGCCCUCACCGGACACCCACCCUGCUGCUGUUUUAUCAUCAGUGAGCGUGGAACAUUCGUAUUCACUUCCAGUUUCUGUGUUGGCCGUGAAAAUUGACCAUUCCUACACGCAAACCGCAUCCUCUAACACCCCUGCUGUUGCUCCACUUGAACCAGAAGAGCCAGAUCUCUCUCGGUCGCCCCCAGCUACAAACUCAGAGGAGCCCAUUGCUUCAGAGGAACCAGUCACUGGGGAUGUGCCACCAACCCAUGUAAAGUGCCCACACUGCACAGUUGUCUUGUACAAAAGGAAUUUGUUUUUACAUGUCCAAAGAAAACAUGUCAAAACAAAAGACAUAACAGCACAAUAUCACUUACAAAGUACGACUGUUGACCAAAGUAACGGCCUCUAUGCUGUUAGAAAAACUUAUAGAGGAUUCAACGUUCCAGUGCAUGUGCAGCGCAAGACAUUGGAUCAACAAAAUGUGACGAGAUGUGAGAUGGAGGAUUGCAGACAAUACCACCUGCUCGCAGAGCAAAGUGGCCUCUCUCCCAGCUUGUGCCAUCACGUCCGUUCCUUGGAUUACUGUAGCACCACCGCCAGUGAGGAGCAACUGGACCACCAAGUCCUCCAGGAAGUGGCGGAAAGCCUUUUUUUUGCCGACUCUACAGUAGCCGAGUGCAAAGCAAGGCAACGAGAAGCAGAGGAAGCACAUGUCCCUUUGUCUGUCCUCGUUGACCUUUCUAGUUCUAAAAAUCACAUAUGCAUUUCCGUCCAUGAGCCCAAAUUACACCAUUACAGCUCGCUAGGGAGAGUCUUUGUAAACCAUAACAUAAGAAAAAACACCUGGCAUUGUCCCUGCGCUAAGGCACUUGCAUCUUGUGUUCACAAAUACAUUGCAAAGUGGCACCUUUUCCAGACACACAAACACCUUUUUGAGACUGUGCAAACAACCACCACAUCACCAACAACAACAACUCACUUUUGCCAGUCACCCCACUGCAGAGAUGGGGAGAAGUGUGAGGUGUGUUUACCAGUACAAAAGAAUACCAACCAUUCUCCCUGAAGAAGUUUCCCUCGGGGGUUGCUUCGUAUUGAAAGAACCUGUAUGCUCUGUGAAGAAAAUCUAUAAACCUGAGGAGGCUGUUCAAAUAACUAACACAGCCACAGUAGAUGGAAUGGGAGGAUUACCACAAAAUUUUGAUCAAAGUGAUUCAAGAAGAGGGCCUGACUAGGCUGAAGGCAGACACCACCCGCCACCACAUAUCAAGAGAGAUCAGGAUGGCCAGUGGGAACCUGGAGACACCUAUUAAUUGUUUUGUUUUGUUUUCAUUGCUGUAUGUUUAUUUGUCUGUUCUCUGUUACACUGGUUUACACUGAUAAUUAACACAUUUCUAGACCAAG
Messenger RNA from Mugil cephalus (flathead mullet), 1973 nucleotides. RefSeq lists its product as uncharacterized. The record is from RefSeq and is a predicted model, not a curated record. NCBI's taxonomy places the organism in Eukaryota, Metazoa, Chordata, Actinopteri, Mugiliformes, Mugilidae. The coding region runs from base 163 to 1635 and encodes 490 amino acids. The transcript is spliced from 3 exons.